Messenger RNA from Spinacia oleracea (spinach), 1900 nucleotides. Its product is annotated as F-box/kelch-repeat protein At3g23880. Gene Ontology annotation, molecular function: protein binding. The coding region runs from base 170 to 1777 and encodes 535 amino acids. The transcript has 2 exons. The record is from RefSeq and is a predicted model, not a curated record. NCBI's taxonomy places the organism in Eukaryota, Viridiplantae, Streptophyta, Magnoliopsida, Caryophyllales, Amaranthaceae.
AGGCAAUAUAGAGCCCUUACUCUAUUUCCCGCGCAAAUAUCCGUCAAUUUUUAGCUACCCAUUCUCCCCCAUUUUCCUGUGCUUCAGUCGGUUCAAUUUCAACAAUUACCUACUUCUUCAACCUCAAUCCCAUUAUUUCUGCAACUUUUUGACAUAUUCGAAUACAAUAAUGGUUGAUUUGGGAAUUGAAGAUGACGAUAGUAGCUUGAAGAACAGCAAGACCGAUUUGCCGCAAACCCUAACCCUAAAUCUUCCCGACCACAUCCUAAUUGAAGAAAUUCUGGCACGACUCCCGGUAAAAUCCUUAAUUCGGUUCAAAUCUGUUUGUAAGUAUUGGUUAUCUAUCAUUUCUUCCCGCAAAUUCGCAAAAUCCCACCUGAAAUUCUCUUCGUUGCGCCCUCAAUUUCUUUUUCUUUCUUAUACUCCCUAUUUUUGCGGGAAGGGGGAUGAAUUGUCUUUUCUCUCAAUACCCUGUAAAGAAUUAUGUACUAGGAAUGAUGUAGUUGAAUUAGAGUGUGGAUAUAUUGAUAAUUUCCCUGUACUAGUUGGUUCUUGUGACGGACUCGUGUGUUUGUGUGAUAAAGACGAGUAUGCUGGUGUAUUAUGUCUAUGGAAUCCUGCUACAGAUGAAUGUCGUGAGAUUGCUAAUCCCGAAAAUAUUCCCAAUGUUAUUGCUUAUGGUUUUGGUUCUGUUUCUUCCACUGAUGAUUAUAAGAUUGCAGCUUCAUUUGGGUCGCGUAGUGAGAAAUUUCGUGGUUUUUUCGUGUUUUCUGUACUUGGUAGGAAAUGGAAAAGAAUUGUUGGUAAAUUUGAUGGGCAGUAUCUUUCUCUUGCCGUGACAUUAGAGGGCGAAGCACUGUUUAUUGAUGGAACUCUCUACUGGCCACCCAGAUGUAUAGAGCGUUUUAACCGAACUAAGGCCAACCACAUUAUUGGCUUUAACUUAGAAAGGGAGAAAUUUGAAGAAUUCCCAUGGAUAGAUGAUUUACAUAGGUACAGAGAGGUGAAAUUGUUUCGAUUUAAAGGGUGUUUGACAUUCCGCGGUUGUAAUUGGAAGAAUACCCGUGAUAUUUGGGACUUUUGGAUGUUGAAGAAACCUGGUGGCUCGAGUACUUGGGAGAAAUUGUUCACUGUUGAUCUUACAAAUGUCGCCUUUUUGAGUUUCUCUGUAACAGAUAAGUGUUUGGUGCGAUAUUCUAGGAGGUUCAAGUUAAUUGACCCGUGUAAGGAAGCUCUGGAACGUGUCCGUGGAAAGGACGAUUUUGCUGAAGACGCAGAAACAAGGGAUUACGUUGAGAGUCUUGUUUCUACUUUUGUUACAACCAAGUUCGACGAGGAGGAAUCUGAUUAUGAAGACGAGGAUGGCUAUGACUGUGAUUGUAACUGUGACUGUGACUGUGACUGUGACUGUGACUGUGACUGUGACUGUGACUGUGAUGGUGAUGGUGAUGGUGAUGGUGAUGGUGGUGGUGGUGGUGAUGGUGGUGGUGAUGGUGAUGGUGAUGGUGAUGAUGAUGAUGGUGAUGGUGAUGGUGAUGAUGAUGGAGGCAAUGGGAGUGAUUUUGAGGAUGAUGAUGGCAUUGAUAAUGAUGUUGAAGACGUUGUUGGCAAUGAAUGUGAUCCCAAGGAUGAUAAUGAGGCCAACAUUUAUUGGGUAAGUUCUUCGGAUUAUGAUAAAGACAGCGAUGAGUACAAGUAUGCUAUUCCAUCCAAAGACGAUGAUGAUGAUGAUGAUGAUGAGGAUGAUGAUGAGGAUGAUGAGGAUGAUGGAUUCUAGUAGCUAGAAACUAGAAUUAACUUGUAUCCUUGUAAUGGUAGCUUAAGGAGUAAAUAAACGUCUAUGUUAACAUAAUUUUCUUUUCCAUUCUGUGUUAUGAUAAAUUAUUAGUUUUGUCCUCAA